Entamoeba dispar SAW760 is the source of this 723-nucleotide messenger RNA. RefSeq lists its product as uncharacterized. NCBI's taxonomy places the organism in Eukaryota, Evosea, Mastigamoebida, Endamoebidae. The transcript has a single exon. The record is from RefSeq and is a predicted model, not a curated record. The coding region runs from base 1 to 723 and encodes 240 amino acids.
AUGGGUAAUUGUGAAGUUACAGAACAAAAAAGAAAUUAUUUCUUCAAUAUAAAAUUAAAUGGGAUUCCUUCAAAAAUUAUUACAAAUAAUGAAAGGACAAUAACACACCAAGAAGAUAAGAGAUGUCAAAAAAUAGAUAAGAAUAAAAAUCUAACAACAUCUAUUAAGAAGAAUUCUAAUAGAGAAUGUUCUUUUAAACAAAGAAUAAAAGAAGAUCAGAUAGAUGAUUUUGAUUUACCAUUUUAUUGUGAUUUUAAAAGAAUUAGAUUAGAGGCAUUGUUUCAAACAAAUUCAUUUGAAGUAAUUUAUUAUUCACAUAAAGACGAAUUGAGUCAGAGACAAUUAAAUUCAGUCAUUCAAUUUAAACAAGAUAUUAUUCUCUUUUGCCUUUUGGAAAAUAGAAAAGUUAUAGGAAUUAGCUUUCAUAAUCAACCAUCUAUUCUUAAUCUUAAAGUAGAUAAUAUAUUUAUUCUUGAUCCUGACAAAACAAAAUUAAUUUAUCCAAAACAACAAUUUCCAUUAAUGAAUGAUGUUACACAUAGUAAAUUACAUUAUAACACUUCAUUACUUUUAUCUGUUUAUGGAGCAUUUUGGAUUACAAACUCUUUUACAUUAAAGUUAAGUUCAAUAAUUAAUACUGUCUAUUACAAUGCUUCAUUUUUGAGCUUUUUUAAAAGACCAAUGAAAAUUCAGUCAAUUAGUGUAGUAAUCCCUCACUAUUAA